AUGGCAAACGCAGCGUCCGGAAUGGCAGUGCAUGAUGAUUGCAAACUGAAGUUCCAAGAGCUUAAAGCGAAGAGGAGUUAUCGAUUCAUUGUGUUCAAAAUUGAGCAACAACAAGUCGUGAUAGACAAAAUAGGGGAACCGACGGAAACCUAUGACGAUUUUCAGGCCAGUUUGCCAGCUGCUGAGUGUCGUUAUGCCGUCUAUGAUUUUGAUUUCACAACUGCAGAGAAUUGCCAGAAAAGCAAGAUCUACUUCAUAGCAUGGUCACCAGAAAUUUCAAGGGUGAGGAUGAAGAUGGUGUAUGCAAGUUCCAAGGAUAGAUUCAAGAGAGAGUUGGAUGGCAUUCAAGUUGAACUGCAAGCAACUGAUCCAAGUGAGAUGAGCUUGGACAUUGUGAAAGGGCGAGCCCUCUGA
Molecule: messenger RNA, 414 nt
Organism: Lathyrus sativus (Indian pea)
Lineage: Eukaryota; Viridiplantae; Streptophyta; Magnoliopsida; Fabales; Fabaceae
Source: the annotation of a GenBank genome assembly